AGGACUCACAGCUCGCUCCGUCCUGGGAGCAAAGUCCAGCUCUGAAGGUGGCAUGUGUGUUGGGACAGGAAAGAUGGCUCUCCUUAGCGCUGCAGUGUUGCCCCAAGGGACUUCUGUGCUGCUCACAGAGAGCGGGCAGAGGGCAUAGCCCGAGCUCUACCAGCACAGACUGGCACAAGGGGGGCCUUGCGCCCAUGAUGCUGUCAGUGGGACAGGAACGCCAGGGCCUCCUUUCUGAGGGCUGCUGCCUGGAGUCUCAGUUGUCUCUUGUGGAAAGUUCUAGAGGCCACCCGGCGCUACGGUCCUGAGACCUUUGCCUCUCCCUAAAGAAUAAAAGAUCAUAUGAUGGCAGGUGUGUCCAAACCCAAGGACUUGGAGAUUUUGGAUGAUGUGGAGAUGCCCUUCAGUGAGAAUGAAUGGGCCAGCCUCACGUCUGUGGGGAAUGCCCUGUACGCAGAAGUGAUGGCGGAGAACUGCAAGACCGUGGCUUCCCUGGCUGCAGCGUCCAUAGAUAGACCUGAUGCGAACCUGGCACUGGAGGAAGAGAGGGAUGCCCUCAUCCAGAGGGGCUGGGAGGUUGGUCUUGCUGAGUACAUCACAAAACUAAGAAGAUAUACUCGCCUAAUUUACAGACAUUUCAUCCAAUACGAUGAAAGAUUUCUGGAAAUCCUCAGUGUUGAGCAGACAAGACAAAAGUUAGUUGUUGACCUUUUCUAGUUUUCCUUGUAAAAAGUUAAGAGCCGCCUUAAACUACGGCAACUGCACUUUUUUUUUUCCUGUAAAUACCUGGAUUUCCAUAGAUUCUGUGUUCAUUAAAGUUACUUGUUCCUGUUGUGCAAA
This is a messenger RNA of Octodon degus (degu), 840 nucleotides long. Its product is annotated as zinc finger protein 30 homolog. Lineage: Eukaryota; Metazoa; Chordata; Mammalia; Rodentia; Octodontidae. Gene Ontology annotation, biological process: regulation of DNA-templated transcription. The transcript is spliced from 6 exons. The record is from RefSeq and is a predicted model, not a curated record. The coding region runs from base 343 to 717 and encodes 124 amino acids.